Messenger RNA from Jaculus jaculus (lesser Egyptian jerboa), 6166 nucleotides. It is a transcript of the gene Trak2, whose product is annotated as trafficking kinesin protein 2. The transcript has 16 exons. NCBI's taxonomy places the organism in Eukaryota, Metazoa, Chordata, Mammalia, Rodentia, Dipodidae. The record is from RefSeq and is a predicted model, not a curated record. Gene Ontology annotation, molecular function: GABA receptor binding. Gene Ontology annotation, biological process: anterograde axonal transport of mitochondrion; neurogenesis. The coding region runs from base 358 to 3114 and encodes 918 amino acids. Gene Ontology annotation, cellular component: dendrite.
CUUAGUGAUGAUGUGAAGUCGCCUGCCUCGUCCGCCUGCCACGCCCGGGCUGUUAGCGGCUGCGGAGGCGGCAGCUUCGGCUGCGGCUCUCUGGCUGCCGCCGCUUUCGGGGCUUCUGUCUGAGGUAGCGCGGGCGGACGAGCGAGGACGCCGGGCCGUUCCCGUCAUGACUGUCCAGGGAUGAUCAUCACUUGAGAGCAUGAUUGUUGCAGAUGUCGUUUGACUCAUCAGAGAAAAUUUGUCUUAAUGAAAACAUCCAUAUGACCACAUCCAUUUCUUUAUUAAAUGGCUUGAUGGAUUUCCUUCACUCUGAUUCAUACCAAAACUGUACUCAACCAAAGCAAGAAACCAUCCUGCAUGAGUCAGUCCCAGAAUGCCAUUUUCACAUCACCAACAGGUGAAGAAACCCUCAUGAAUAGCAAUCACAGAAACUCGGAGAGCAUCACUGAUGUCUGCUCCAAUGAGGAUCUCCCUGAAGUUGAGCUGGUGAAUCUGCUGGAAGAACAGCUGCCACAGUACAAGCUAAGAGUAGACUCUCUCUUUCUAUAUGAGAAUCAAGACUGGACACAAUCCCCACACCAGCAGCAGAAUGCCUCUGAGGCCCUCUCCCCAGUGCUUGCUGAAGAGACUUUCCGUUACAUGAUUCUAGGCACAGACAGAGUGGAGCAGAUGACCAAAACUUAUAAUGACAUCGACAUGGUUACACAUCUCCUGGCAGAGAGGGAUCGGGAUCUGGAGCUAGCAGCUCGAAUUGGACAAGCUCUUCUGAAGCGGAACCAUGUCUUAUCUGAGCAGAAUGAAUCCCUGGAGGAACAACUGGGACAAGCCUUUGAUCAAGUUAAUCAGCUGCAGCAUGAGCUGUCCAAGAAAGAUGAAUUGCUGCGUAUUGUCUCCAUUGCGUCCGAAGAGAGCGAGACUGAUUCCAGCUGCUCGACGCCUCUUCGGUUCAAUGAAUCCUUUAGUCUGUCUCAAGGCUUGCUGCAGUUGGACAUGCUGCAAGAAAAGCUCAAGGAGCUGGAAGAAGAGAAUAUGGCUCUUCGGUCCAAGGCUUGUCAUAUAAAGACAGAAACUUUUACCUAUGAAGAGAAGGAGCAACAGCUCGUCAAUGACUGUGUUAAAGAACUUCGUGAAACAAAUGCUCAGAUGUCCAGAAUGACUGAAGAAUUGUCAGGAAAGAGUGAUGAACUGAUUCGAUACCAAGAAGAGAUUUCCUCUCUGCUGUCCCAGAUUGUAGAUCUUCAGCACAAACUUAAAGAACAUGUGAUUGAGAAGGAAGAACUAAGACUUCAUCUACAAGCCUCUAAAGAUGCCCAGCGACAACUGACAAUGGAGCUGCAUGAGUUACAAGACAGAAACAUGGAGUGUCUGGGAAUGUUACAUGAAUCCCAAGAAGAAAUAAAAGAACUCCGUAGCAGAUCUGGCCCUGCUGCUCAUCUCUACUUCCCUCAGUCUUAUGGAGCAUUUACUGGAGAAUCUUUGGCAGCCGAGAUUGAAGGGACCAUGCGUAAAAAGUUGAGUUUGGAUGAGGAGUCUCUGUUUAAACAAAAGGCCCAACAGAAACGGGUAUUUGAUACUGUCAAGGUUGCCAAUGACACACGAGGCCGUUCUGUCCCAUUCCCAGCUCUGCUCCCCAUCCCAGGUUCCAACCGUUCAAGUGUCAUCAUGACAGCAAAGCCUUUUGAGUCUGGUGUUCAGCAAGCAGAGGACAAAGCACUCCUGAACCAGGGGAGUGGCGUGGAGGAGGUUCCAGGGAAUUCUCAGCCCAUAAGCCAGCCAGGAUCCUCUGAAGAUAGUGAUUUGGCUACAGCACUGCAUCGCCUUAGCCUGAGAAGACAGAACUAUUUAAGUGAGAAGCAGUUCUUUGCUGAAGAAUGGGAACGGAAGAUCCAAGUUCUGGCUGACCAGAAAGAAGGGGUUAGCCGCUGUGACACUCCAGCAGAGAGCCUUGCCUCUCUUUGCACUGACCAGUCAGAGAUUACAGACCUCAGCAGCACCAGUUGCCUUCGAGGCUUUAUGCCAGAAAAAUUACAGAUUGUCAAGCCCCUUGAAGGAUCCCAGACGCUACACCACUGGCAGCAGCUAGCUCAACCAAACUUGGGAACCAUUCUUGAUCCACGACCAGGGGUCAUAACCAAAGGCUUUACCCAGAUGCCCAAUGAUGUCCUCUACCACAUCUCAGAUUUAGAGGAGGAUGAAGAGGAGGGAAUCACUUUUCAGGUUCAGCAGCCUGUUCAAGUGGAGGAAAAACCUGCAGUGUCUGAGCCAGUACCAGGAAUCUUCCUACCACCCAUUACGUCAGCAGGUGGACCAGUGGCAGUCUCUAUUUCAGUUGCAACCUCAAACCCAGGAAAGUGUCUGUCAUGCACGAACUCGACAUUCACCUUCACCACCUGCAGAAUCUUACAUCCUUCUGACGUCACUCAGGUUACCCCUAGCUCUGGGUUCCCUUCACUGUCCUGUGGAAGUAGUGGGAACAGUUCAUCAAACACAGCUGUGAAUUCUCCUGCCAUGUCCUACAGACUCAGCAUUGGUGAAUCCAUUACGAACCGACGAGAUUCUACCAUAACCUUAAGUACCACCACAAGCCUGGCCAAGCUUCUGCAGGAGCGAGGCAUCUCUGCUAAAGUGUACCACAGUCCGAUUUCAGAGAGUCCCCUCCUCCAGCAGCUCCCUAAGACCCUGGCUACCCCUUCCACGCCAGCAAAUUCUCCAUCACAUUUACCAUGCCCUUCUCCCUUGCCAUUUGAGACACGAGUGCAUGUCUCUGAAAAUUUUUUGGCUUCCCGACCAGCUGAAACAUUCCUCCAAGAAAUGUAUGGCUUGAGACCUUCCCAGAAUCCCCCAGAUGUUGGCCAGUUGAAGAUGAACUUAGUGGACAGACUGAAGAGACUAGGAAUAGCCAGAGUGGUCAAGACCCCUGAGACCCAGGAGAAGGGGAAAAGCCACGAGGCAGAAAUUGGUCUUCAAAAACCAGACUCUUCUGUUUAUUUAAAUUCAGGUAGCAAAUUAUUGGGUGGACUGAGACGGAAUCAGAGUCUUCCGGUCAUGAUGGGAGGCUUGGCUGCCCCGGUUUGCACAUCCUCGCCCAAAAUGGGUAUCCUGAAGGAAGACUGAGGCUGUGCAUUAACUGAGCCUUGGUACAGAUGUGCACAUGAAGGAGAGAGCUGCACCGGUACUUCAGUCCUGCCUAAGGAAAGGAAAGGAAUGCUGUAGAAGGACUGUGGAUGUGGAGAGGCUGUAGAGGAGGAAUGCAGACAAUUGGGAUGAGGUCUGCGCAGAUGAAGUUGAGUAAGUCGGACGUGUAAGAGUGGGUCGUGAAGUGUUUGGAGAUAGGAAAGAGAGGAUUAAGAUGCCCUUCAGCUGAAUUUUCUUGACUUGAAAAUAAGAAAUGAAUAGAAAAUAAGUCUAACCCCAUUGAAACAUGCCAGCAAUGCUGACGUGCUGGCCCCUCUACCCCCAGUGAGCACGAGCAGGGAGAGUCUGCCUAGAAGGACAGCAGGAAGAGGAUUGGCUCCAGCUGUUCUGAAGGGUUGCUGCAAGGAGCCUGUCUGUUACCGAGAGAGUGUCUUGAUGCUCAGCACUUCCCCGCUGACGUGUGGUCAGAUGACCGGCCAUUUACUGAUGCGCUCAGCGUCAGCAACGCCAGAAGUGUUCUCAUUGUCAUUACAUCACAAGUGCAGAGUUUCUGUUUUCAGGCCUUUGAGCCACAGGGAACCUAAACACCACCCAAAUUCCUUUAUAUUAUGAUUACUAAAAGUUCACUUUUUAAAUUUGUAUUUUUAUAUAAUAUCACAAAACUAAAAAAAUUAUGUAAGCAGGCUUGGGAAAGGAUUUGCUUUAAGAAGGAAAGUAUAGGUAAAUUGAAUCAAGGAAAUGUGUUUUUAGAAUAUUUCUUCUGGAUAAUACAGUAGCCAAGGAACACAAACAUAAUUGCAUCUCUUAAGUUUCCUUGGAGGCUGGAAGGGGUUAAAUCAGAAGUGCAAUCACUAGGAAUUAAUUAUGUUGUGUAUUUAUAUAUGUAAAAAUGUUAAGGAAAGUUAGCUGCAGCUAACUUUUUCCAAAGUGUGCUAUGCAUAUUUUUAAUGAAACAUGUAUUUGCACAAAAAUUCUCAGGCACAUUAAAUUAUUAUAAACUGAAGUAAGACCCAGGUGUCUGCUUUGAGAGUGUGUUUUUGUUGGAUCUAUGUUGUUGUUUUCCUCAUGUAAAUCAAAGCACAUGACCUAAUUCUUGGUAUCUGUAGAAUUAGAGAAAACUUUUUUUGUGGGGAAGUUUAGACUUCUUUUCCUCUGGGAUUCUUUUUUACAAGCUGACAGGACAAGUGAAACUAUACAAUUAGGUUUCAGCAGUCUGUAGUGUGACGCAGGGCUCUGAACUAGGAAGAAACAGGUCUGUUUUCUGAGUGGCUCAUCAAGGUCUGCACCUCAUCAGGUGACUUGGCUUUGUCUCCAUGGGCUUGUUCUGGAAGAAAUACCAUCGCAUGAAAGACGGCACAGGGAGAGGGUGAGGGAGGAGACUGCGUUGUUCAUGAGCGUGUACUACUUGGUCUUUUUGGUGCUUAAUUUGUAGAUGUUUUUCUCCUUUGUCCUGAGAAACAUUCUUGAGCAACCUCCCCUACAUAAAAACUAACACCGUGCAAUGAUGAGAAGGUACGGGCUUUCUAUAUUUUCUAGAAUCUUUUAGUGUAAUUUUUCUAGGUAAAUUUCUCAAAACCAAAAGGUGGAGAGAGACUCCCUCUCUCACGCUCACUUGGCCAGGCUGCUGUCAACAGCACACGCACACAGCCGCAGAGGACUCCACGUCAGGGAGGGAAUGGAGCCGGCACUGAAACAAUCGUGAUCGCAUUUUCUACAUAUUCCAACUUAACUUUAAAAAAAAAAUUGAAUUUCUACUCUAUGAAUUAACUCGGGGGUGCUUCCUUUUGCCAACUCUUUAAAGAGUGUUUUAUUUAUUCCCAAAGAAAAUAAUUUUCCUGUUGCUCAAGCAUGUGCAGUUUCCGGGAAGCAUCAGGAAGUAGGAGCACAGAGGGUCAGGAAAGUAGAAAGUGCUAAAUGAUCCGAUGGACGCGUGUUACGUAACCUGCUGUAAGUGAAGGUAAAUCUCGUGGUGUGCCAUGUUGAGUAUAACUUGUCUUUUCUGUUAAUAAUCAGGCCUACAUGGUCACUGGAGGCAGCGUGGCAUCUUAGCCAAAUCAGCACAUCUAGCGAAAGAAAAGCAGGCGCAGUCUUCUGAGGGUUACACGGACAAUGGUGUUCUGUCUAAAGCCCAGCUGUGUAGACUAGGGCAUGCUUGUCCCUCAAAAUGAAUCCAGUCUUAAGACUGGGUUUUGUGGGGGUUUUUUAAAAAUUAUUUUGGUACAGCCUGAGAAUCUUGUCACAUCAAAACUGCAAAGUAUAGCAAGGAAAAGUGGAGCCUUACGGCUAGCUCCUCUCCAGUUUUCGUUAUGGCUGAUACUGCUCGUGGUUUCCUUUCCUCGGCCGUAUUAGAGGUGUAGACUUUCAUACAUGUGUGGGAAACCCAUUUUUCCUGCUUCAACAAGAUUUUCAAUGAUUCUUUCUCAGGUAUUUCUGAGUAUCCUCUUAACCUAAUGGGAGAGAUGAUCUUCGUGAGCUCAGAGCUAAAAUUCUCCUGAAUUAUGAAGGUUCUAAAUCCUAUGUAAAUAGCCUAAGUGGAGAUCUUUAGGGAUAAGUUAAUGAUCAUUAUUAGUGUUUUUUUUAAUUUAAGUUUUAUCCUUGCCCUUGGUCUGACAUAAAUGAUGGGACUUUGGUAAGAGAGGAAGUAAGUUAGAGGCAGCUCGCAAGAAACUAUUCUCUCUAGAAAGCAUAUUUUACACAGUAUUCAAACUUGUUAUUAUUUCUGGCCAUUCUAGAACAUAAUUAAUAGUGUAUGGUUCUAACAUCAACGUUUGACAUCGGGAACUAUGGCUGUCAGUGUCUGGUGGCCCUCUCAGCUGUCAGAUGCUCAGGGACCUGUGUUCAAGUACUCCGCAAGGCUUUGACAGGUCACACUGCAUAGCACAAUCCUAGGAGUAACAUGAGGUCCCUCUGGGGCUCCAGGAAAAUGCAGCUGUGUGGUAUGGGGACUUGCCUUUGUCAAGCAGCUCUCUGUGCACCUUGCUUUGCUUUGUCAAAUGUAAAUCAGAUAAUAAACAAGUAGCUUCUUACAUUG